CAGUGUUGUUCAAAAAUAGAAACCAUCUUAGAAUUCCUCAUUACAUAGGAUUCUAGUAUUGAGCAAGUAUUGUUCAGAAAUAGAAACUAUCUUAGAAUUCCUCAUUACAUAGGAUUCAAAUUUCAGAAAAUUCCGCAAUAGUUUCCUCAAAUCAUCGGAUUUGUGUACCUAUUUCCUAUAAGCUAUCGGAUUCAGUAUGAAAUUAGGAUGACCCUCAUACCUAUAAAAGAAAACAGGACCCUACAUCCCCACCGAAACCUAAACAUCCAAUUUAGUUUUCUUUCUUUCCUCUUUGGAGUUUUUCUGAUUAAGCCCUAGUUGAUAAGAUCACUGAUCAUCAAUGGAGCAACAGUUUCUGUCGUUGUUUGAGUCAGCAAAGACAUCUGCAGAUGCUGCAGUCACUUCUUCUUCGAUGAUUCCUGAAGUUCAUCGAUGCCUAGCCGCUCUGGGCCAACUCAAGAGGUUCCCUGUAAUAUCAUCUAGGGUUCUUCUCUUCACUCCUGUCGCGAAACAGGUUGAAUGUCUCACAAGACACCCUGUAAAGAUUAUCAAGACUGCUGCUUCUUGCUUGCUCUAUACUUGGAGAAGAAAACUGUACGCAAGACACCCUACCAUUGAUGGAAAAACUCAGCUGACGAAGUCUGGCGGUGUGUCAAGAAACGGGACUCUCAUUGUCAAGAUGCGCGGAAGAAUACUAGGAAGGGUUGAAGUUGGCAUGCCUAUCAAGACUGUAAAGAAUGAAGAGAAGAAAAUAAAAGAGAUGGAAACGGGUCUGAGCUGUUUCAAGAAACCGCCACUAGUACCUGCCAAGCAAACCAGAAAACCUGAGGAGAAGGUGGAAAAUACAAUAAGCUGUAUCAAGAAACCACUACUUGCACCUGCCAAGAAAAUCAUAAAGCCAGCAGGGAAAGUGGAAAGUAUCAAGAGCGGUUUCAAGAAACCAGCACAAGCAUCUGCCAAGGGCGUCACAGUGCAAGAGAAGGAAAAAAGUUUCAGUGGUUUCAAGAAACCACCACAAGCAUCUGCCAAGGGCGUCACAGUGCAAGAGAAGGAAAAAAGUUUCAGUGGAUUCAAGAAACCACUACAAGCAUCUGCCAAAGGCGUCACAGUGCAAGAGAAAGAAAAAAGUUUCAGUGGUUUCAAGAAACUACCACAAGCAUCUACUACGUGCGUCACAGCGCAAGAGAAAGUAAAAGGUUUUGGUAGUUUCAAUAAGCCAUCAAAAGAACCUGUCAAGUGCGAUGAUGCUUUACGAGGCAAGGUCCGAUCCAUUCUUGUGGAAUCACUGACCAGAGUUGCCAAGGAAACUGAAGCAGGCUUGAGGAGAGCAGUAAGCUCGCGUGACCCAAUAUGUGUUGCUGCAGAUGUUGAAUCGGUAAUGUUUCAGAAGAUGGGGGCAUUCAAUGGCGCUAAGACAGUGAAGUACAGGUCUGUUCUGUUCAACUUGAAGGAUCCAAAGAAUCCAGAUUUGAGAAGGAAAGUUCUUCUGGGACAGAUUAAGCCAGAGAAACUUGUGACUAUGACAUCAGAAGAGAUGGCAAGCAAUCAUAGGCAAUUCGAGAAUGCACAAAUCCGGAUGAAAUCGGAGAAGAAGAAAGCAGGACAAGAGUACAAAUCUGUUGAUCCUGUGGAAUCUUGA
Populus nigra (black poplar) is the source of this 1639-nucleotide messenger RNA. Its product is annotated as transcription elongation factor TFIIS-like. The coding region runs from base 341 to 1639 and encodes 432 amino acids. The transcript has a single exon. The record is from RefSeq and is a predicted model, not a curated record. Gene Ontology annotation, biological process: DNA-templated transcription. NCBI's taxonomy places the organism in Eukaryota, Viridiplantae, Streptophyta, Magnoliopsida, Malpighiales, Salicaceae. Gene Ontology annotation, cellular component: nucleus.